CUGGCGACCUCUUGCGCAACUACGCGACGUUCCUGCCUUUGCCGUGAGGAGGCAGUGGCUGGCGGGAAGGAGGAAGAGGAGGAGGAGGAGGAGGAGGAGGAAAAAAAAAGAAAGUGUUGGUGGCGGCGCUUGGAGCCGCGGGAUGGAGGUUCAGCCGCCGCCACAGCCGCGGCCGUCGCCGCCCCUACAGGAGCUGCUGGGGCGUUGCCUCCCCCGACUCCCGCAGCCGCUGCUGUUUGAAGAGGAGCCCCACCAGCUAUUCAUGCUUAAGGAUAAGUGGUGGAGAUAAGCAUGAGACCAGCGUGGCACAGCUGUAUGUAUAUGCACAAUUGAAGCAAUUGCACACUUUAUUGGCUGACAAUCUUGGCAUUUUUUAGCAAAAAACAAAAUUUAAAGACCCAACACAUUUGUGUUUGACUUGUCAAAUAAACUUGCGUUGUCACCUGAUGGAGCCUUCUAGUGGUGAACAACUCUAUGAUGACCCUGAUGUUGGAAACAAAACUCAAGAUCCAGAAAAUAAAAGGCAGCAUGAAUCUGAACAAAAGCUGUCAAAAAUUACCCACAAUGCCUUGGAGAACAUUAAUGUAAUUGGUCAAGGUUUGAAGCACCUCUUCCAGCAUCAGCGUAGGAGGUCGUCAGUAUCUCCCCAUGAUGUCCAACAAGCUCAGGUUGAUAUGGAACCUGAAACAGAAUUGGAAAACCAAAACACCUAUGCUGAAAUUGAUGGUGUCUCUACCCACUCUACAGCUCUGAAUAGAGUUCUCCAACAAAUCAGAGUGCCACCUAAAAUGAAGAGAGGAACAAGCCUGCAUAGCAGACGGGGCAAGUCAGAUCCUCCGAAAGGAAGUCCUCAAAUCAACAGGAAGUCUGUCCAAGAUAUUAAUUCAGGUCGUCCCAGAUCCUCAUCUACUACUGAUGCUCCAUCUAAUUUAUCAAUUCUGGAGAUGGCCUCUCCUAUCUGCUUAGCUGGUGACGACGUUGGAUCAGUAGAUCGGAUCGAACGAUUAGAUGUAAGUAGCCUAGCACAAACAACUAACGCAGUGGCAUCAAGCACAGACUGCAGUAUCAAUGCAGAUUCUGUUGAUGGAACACCAGAUCCACAACGCACAAAAGUGGCCAUCACUCAUCUGCAGCAGAAAAUACUGAAACUCACAGAGCAAAUCAAAAUAGAGCAAACCGCCCGGGAUGACAAUGUAGCCGAAUACCUGAAAUUAGCCAAUAAUGCUGACAAGCAGCAGAGUGCCCGGAUUAAGCAGGUGUUUGAGAAGAAGAACCAGAAAUCAUCCCAGACAAUCCUCCAGCUGCAGAAGAAGCUAGAGCACUAUCAUCGGAAGCUGCGAGAGAUUGAACAGAAUGGUAUUCAUCGGCAGCCCAAAGAUGUCUUGAGGGACAUGCACCAAGGACUAAAGGAUGUAGGAGCAAAAGUCACUGGCUUCAGUGAAGGAGUAGUAGAUAGCGUUAAAGGUGGACUUUCCAGCUUUUCCCAGGCAACUCAUUCAGCAGCUGGAGCCGUUGCUUCUAAACCUCGGGAAAUUGCCUCCCUCAUUAGAAACAAGUUUGGAAGUGCUGACAAUAUUGCUAAUCUGAAGGAUGCUUUGGAAGAGAGUCAAGAAGACGGGACUGGAGGAAAGACUUUAGGUGUUCAUAACUUUCAGUCGAGCCCAAAAUAUGGCAGUGAGGAAGAUUGUUCCAGUGCUACAUCAGGCUCAGUGGGAGCCAAUAGCACCGCAGGUGUCCAAUUGGGAGCACCAAGCUCCAAAACAAACACUCUGGAAAUGCAAAGCUCAGGGUUUGAUGCAAUACUGCAUGAGAUUCAAGAGCUCAGAGAGGUUCAAGUACGACUGGAGGAGUCCUUUGAAGAUCUCAAGGUUCACUACCAGCGAGAUUAUUCCUUGAUAAUGCAGGCUCUACAGGAAGAAAGAUACCGAUGUGAGCGACUAGAAGAACAGCUGAAUGACCUGACUGAGCUUCAUCAGAAUGAAAUCCUCAACUUAAAACAGGAAUUGGCCAGCAUGGAGGAAAAAAUAGCUUACCAGUCCUAUGAACGAGCCAGAGAUAUCCAGGAGGCCCUGGAAGCCUGCCAGACCAGAAUCUCCAAGAUGGAACUGCAGCAGCAACAGCAGCAAGUUGUCCAGUUGGAGGGCCUUGAAAACGCCACUGCCAGAAAUCUUCUGGGCAAACUAAUAAACAUCCUUUUAGCGGUGAUGGCUGUCCUGUUGGUGUUUGUCUCCACCGUAGCCAACUGCGUGGUCCCCCUGAUGAAGACUCGCAGCAGGACGUUCAGCACUUUCUUUGCCAUGGUCUUCAUUGCCUUUCUGUGUAAGCACUGGGACGCCAUUACCAGCUACUUGGAACGCUUCUUUUCACCCCCCAGAUGAUGGCAAGAGCAGGCCGUUGCCUCGCCCACUCGAGCUGGCUCUGGCAAGGAAGGGCAUCAAACUUAGUCGGCAGUUCCUUCCUCCACUGAAGGCGUAACAUGUCCGAGUGUGAAUUUGUUUACAGUUAAAAUAAUAUUUUCUCUCUGAGACAUAUUGGCAAUAGUGAGGGUUUUUUUUAGAAUUUAUUAAAGAACUCUUUUUUUUUGGUCAAAAAACUGUUUUUAUGUAGCAUGGUUCUCUUUGGAUGCAAAUCUUAAUAUUCUGUAUGUGUACAGAGAUAAAACACAAAUCUGGAGCACACCAAUGGGCAAAUUAAAUUAUGGCUCAACUACUGUACUAAACCUGGUCGGAAGAGGACAAUUACAUAAAUUUUAACCAAGAUAAUCCGGUGCAUAGCGAUACUCCGAUUAUCCUACAAUGCUACUGUGAAACCUGACCACCUUCUGUGUCUGAAUGUAUAGCUUCAGGAUGGCUUUCUCUAGUGAAAGACCAAUGCAAUACAUGGAACUUUCUGGAUCUCUUCCUGGGUUUGCCUCUUCUGCUGUUUUAAACUUUCUGGCUAGAUAUAUGAAGUGGAUUAGUUCUACUGUGUACAGUUCCUGCACAGUUGUACUACAGUAUUUUGAAGUAGCCCUUUUGAAUAUUUUAAGCAAAAGCCCUUGGUUGCACUUUGACUGUUUUUUAAUGUAUGUAUAGUCACAGAUCUAAAAAUCCAAAUGGCAUACUUGAAGAGUGUAAUACUCAAACUCUCAGUGCUUCCUUAUUGUUUCUAGUAGGAUUUUUUAUUCUUAUUGGGGAUUGUUUUUGAACUUAAUGGUUGAGAGCAUCAUCUCUCUUUCUCUCUCUUUUGCUCUCUUUGAAUAAAGAAGUGACGUUCUUAAAUGAAGAA
Ahaetulla prasina is the source of this 3267-nucleotide messenger RNA. It is a transcript of the gene TMCC1, whose product is annotated as transmembrane and coiled-coil domain family 1. NCBI's taxonomy places the organism in Eukaryota, Metazoa, Chordata, Lepidosauria, Squamata, Colubridae. The transcript is spliced from 6 exons. Gene Ontology annotation, biological process: endosomal transport; endosome fission; endosome membrane tubulation. The record is from RefSeq and is a predicted model, not a curated record. Bases 447 to 2378 code for a protein of 643 amino acids. Gene Ontology annotation, cellular component: endomembrane system.